Pungitius pungitius (ninespine stickleback) is the source of this 6058-nucleotide messenger RNA. RefSeq names its product protein tyrosine phosphatase, non-receptor type 23, a (gene ptpn23a). The record is from RefSeq and is a predicted model, not a curated record. NCBI's taxonomy places the organism in Eukaryota, Metazoa, Chordata, Actinopteri, Perciformes, Gasterosteidae. The transcript has 24 exons. Bases 168 to 5882 code for a protein of 1904 amino acids. Gene Ontology annotation, biological process: endocytic recycling; early endosome to late endosome transport; protein transport to vacuole involved in ubiquitin-dependent protein catabolic process via the multivesicular body sorting pathway. Gene Ontology annotation, cellular component: endosome. Gene Ontology annotation, molecular function: protein tyrosine phosphatase activity; protein binding.
ACCCUACGUCACGUGGAUCCAGCUUCCGGUUAAGGAGAAAUUGAUACAUGACACAGUUGUUUGGAGGAAAAUCUCCUUCACUUCUUUUUGGGGGGGGGAAAACACAGUUUUCGCAAGCGAAGCUACCGACGUGGGUUCUGACAUCGUAACGGCCGACACGGGCCGCGAUGGAGGCGGUUCCCCGCAUGCCGAUGAUCUGGCUGGAUCUGAAGGAGGCUGGAGAGUUCCCGUUCAGCCCGGCCGUCAGGCAGUUCAUCUUGAAGAAUUAUGGAGAGAAUCCAGACAACUAUAAUGAGCAGCUGAAGAAACUGGAGACACUGCGGCAGAGUGCGGUGAAUGUGACCAGAGACUUUGAGGGAUGCAGCACGCUGAGGAAGUACUUCGGCCAGCUGCAUUACGUCCAGAGCCGAGUGCCCAUGGGAACGGGCCAGGAGGCUGCCGUACCCAUCUCAUGGACAGAGAUUUUCUCUGGAAAGACAGUCACGCACGACGACAUCAGCUACGAGCAGGCCUGCAUCCUCUACAAUCUCGGGGCCUUGCACUCCAUGUUGGGAGCCAUGGAUAACCGGGUAUCCGAGGAGGGGAUGAAGGUGUCGUGUACGCACUUCCAGUGCUCGGCCGGGGCGUUCUCCUACCUGAGAGACCAUUUCAGCCACAACUUCAGCGUGGACAUGAGCCACCAGAUCCUUAACCUCAACAUCAACCUCAUGCUGGGACAAGCUCAGGAGUGUCUCCUGGAGAAGUCCAUGUUGGACAACAGGAAGAGUUUCCUGGUCGCUCGCAUUAGUGCUCAGGUGGUGGAUUACUACAAAGAGGCCUGCAGGGCGCUGGAGAACUCGGAGACGGCGUCUAUGCUGGGAAAGAUUCAGAAAGACUGGAAGAAACUGGUCCAGAUGAAGAUCUACUACUUUGCUUCUAUUGCACAUCUGCACAUGGGGAAACAGGCCGAGGAGCAGCAGAAGUACGGCGAGCGGUUGGCGUAUCUGCAGAGCUCCCUGGACAAACUCACUGAAGCCAUCAAGCUGGCGAAGGGACAGCCCGACAGCGUGCAGGACGCCUUGAGGUUCACCAUGGACGUCAUCGGGGGAAAAUUUAAUUCAGCCAAAAAGGACAACGACUUUGUCUAUCACGAGACUGUUCCUUCUCUGGAGACUCUGGCCUCGGUCAAAGGUGCCCCGCUGGUGAAAGCUCUGCCGGUCAACCCCACAGACCCCAGUGUUACUGGUCCAGACCUGUUUGCCAAGUUGGUGCCAAUGGCCGCCCACGAAGCCUCUUCGCUGUACAGUGAGGAGAAGGCCAAGCUGCUGAGGGACAUCAUGAUCAAGAUUGACAGCAAGAACGAAACCCUGGAGCAGUUCAUGGACUCUCUGGGUUUGGAGCCCGAGUCGGUGGACAAUCUGGACAUGUACAGCCACAUCCCUCCGGUCCUGAUGGAGAAGUGUGCCGCUCUCAGUGUCCGACCCGACACCGUCAAGAGCCUCGUCCAGUCCAUGCAGGGGCUCUCGGGCGUCUUCACCGACGUGGAGUCUUCGCUCAAGGAGAUAAGAGACGUCCUGGAGGAGGACGAGGCGGGCAGGCGGGCCCUGCAGCAGGCGGGCGGCCCCCCUGCGGGCGACGUGCACCCCGCGGCGCAGGCCCAGGCUCUGGCUGAGAUCCACAGGGACCUGGAGAAGUACAUGGAGGCGCACGAGAAAGCCAGUUUCACCAACACGGAGCUCCACCGGGCCAUGAACCUGCACAUCAGCAACCUGCGUCUGCUCGGGGGGCCCCUGGAACGCCUGAAAGAGGCCCUGCCCCGGCCCCAGCUCAGCGAAGAUGAAGUGGCAGGCCUGCAGUGCAUGAAGCGGAUCCUGGGGAAAGUUCAGGAAAUGAGGGAACAGAGAAACUCUUUGGAGAAACAACUGCGCGACCUCAUCCAGCAAGAUGACAUCACCUCCACCCUGGUCACCACAGAAAGGGCCGACAUGAAGCGUACAUUUGAGGAGCAGCUGAAGAAGUACGAGCAGGUAAAGGUGUACAUUGAGCAGAACCUGGCGGCUCAGGAGAACAUCCUGAAGGCCCUGACGGAGGCCAACGUCCAGUACGCCUCGGUCCGUAAGGGCCUGAGCCAGACGGAGCAGCAGUGGAACGCCACCGUGCACGGACUGGUGGGCUCCUACGAAGCCUACGAGGACCUGAUGAAGAAGUCCCAAGAGGGGAAGGAGUUCUACGAUGACCUGGAGGCCAAAGCUUCACGGCUGCUGGAGAGAGCCAAGACCCUCUGCGAGACCAGGGCUGAGGACAGGAAGCCCGCCUUUGAAAAAGAGAGCCAGAAGAGGCCCCCAGCCCGACCCACGGCAGCAAAGCCCACCCUCAUGCCGAAGGCUUCGGAUGGCGACUCGGCCUGCUCCAGCCUGGAUGACCCGGAGCUGGCCCAGCUUAGUGCGGCCAUCUUGGCCCUGGGGGGGGACCUACCCGAGGAGCUGCGCAGCCUCCCGCCUGACAUGUCCUCUUUCCCCACCUCCGCGGCUCAUCUUGCGGGCCCCGAAGCCUUCCUCCCCGCUAUGCACAAACCGGGCGGCAGCAGCUCUGUGCCCUGGCCCGGUGCUCCGGCCGCCGGUCUCGCCCGCUUCCCCCCCCACCUGCCCCCCCCAGAGCUGCUGGCGCGGAUCGCUCAGUUUCCUUCUCACGGACCUCUGCCUCGAGGACCCCUCCCUCAGAUGACGGCGCAGAUGCUUCCGCAAAUGCCAAGCCAUGCGGCCGCGUCGGGUUAUCGUCCGGCCCACGCUCAAGCCCCCCAACCCGUCCUCGUAGCCCCGACCCCGGUCCGGCCCCCUACCUCCACCGUGGAUAGCAAUCAGGUCCCUAUGCCCAGCUACGCCCCUGCGCCGCAGCACCACUCUGUCCCCCCAGCUUCAACUGGCUACACUCUGCCCCCACAGAUGGGGACCUACCCCCAGUUUAUGCCCCGACCAGGACCACCACCACCCCCCCAAACGCAGCUGCAGAAACAGCCGUACCCUCAGCCCAUGGGGCAUCCGCCGCCUCAGGGCUACCAGCACGGGCCGACGGCUAUUCCUGGCCCCCACCCUCAUCUCCAGGCCCAGCAAGGCUACCUUCAUGGUUAUAUGCCCCCGCAGCACGCCGUGCCUCCCCACUACCAGCAGGGGUUCCCGGGUCACGUGCAGCCGCAUCAACACAAUGGCUAUCAGCCGCAGCAUCAGCUGCCCCAAGGGUACCAAACUCCACCGGGCUACGUACCCCAGCAUCACCCCCACAUGAUGCCAGGCUCCAUGCAAAGGCCCCCCCCGGGCCAGAUACCACCUCAGCCUGCGCAUCCACACGUACCCCCGACUUCUCAGCCAGCACCUCCUGUGUCUCAGCCCUACCUGCCCCAUCCCCACCAGCAGAUGCCCCAUGGACCCCCUCACCAGCAGCAACACAUGCCCCAUGGUGCCCAGCAGAUGCAGAUGCCGGGGGGUCUCAGAGCACAAAUGCCCGCCCCAACUCAGCCAAUGCCCCCAGUGUCGCAGACCUACAUGCCCCCCUCGAGUCAGCCCCUUCACCCCACCACCCAGCGGCCUCAGGUGCCUCCAGCCUCACAAGCUCACAUGGCCCCCGACCCUCAGGUCUAUCUGCCCAGGGGCCCCAUGCCACAGAUGCCUCCCGGUGCACCGCCCCAUCAGCAUCACCCCCACCCCGGACAGCCUCCUUUACCAAACAUGCCCCAGCAGCCCAUGCAGAUGCCCGGCCAGCCCCAAACUCACCCUCCUCAUUCCGGGGGGGUGUGCUACCCUGGGGGGGCUCCGAUGAUGCCCCAACAGCCUCUGGCUGCGCAGCCUGCGGCUCCUCUCCCCAUCACCCACCCGCAGCCCCCCGCUAUGUACCCUUCUGCUCCAGGAGCUGCGGCGCCUCCAGGUGCUCCGCAGCAACCUGCCCCCAUGGGCCCACGCGGCGCACACGCCCCCCCCACCCAGCAUAUGAUCCAACCCGCUGUUGCCGGUCCUUCUGCGGUUCAACAGCCCACCGCUGUCCCUCCUCCCCCCUCGCCUUCCCCCUCGCCGUCCCCCUCUCCGGGACCCACCUCUCUGAGUCUGAACCCCCAGCAGAGAACCACGGCGGCCCCCACCCCAGGAGGCGCGGCUCCACCCGCUCUUCCCACCCCCUCUGCCGUCUCUCCCUCCACGUCGCUGUUCCAGCGGCAGAACUCGAGCACAGACGACCUCCUCUCCUCAAGCCCAGAGAGCCAACCAGGAGGCCCCAAGGCUCCCACCAAUGUCCUCCAGCCCACCAAAGCCGACCCGCAGGAUGGGGAGCGUCGCAAGAAGAACUCCCAGGGUGUUCUGCUGAUCCAGGGUGACCCGUACCAGGCGCCGGAGCGCGUCACUCGCCUUCACGGCCAGCUGGAGCGCUUCAGAGCCCAGGUGGAUUCUCUGGAGCUCCCCACGGAGAGCGAGGGCGGCCUCUCGGUGCUGGACGCCCGCUGGAAAGAGCUGCAGGACCAGCAGGAGAAGGACGCCCGGCAGCUGUCCAUCGCCAUCGCCCGCUGCUACACCAUGAAGAACCGCCACCAGGACGUCAUGCCGUACGACCUCAACCGCGUGGUGCUGCAAUCGGGCAAAGACGACUACAUCAACUCCAGCUACGUGGAAGACCUGUCGCCGUACUGCCCGCGCCUCAUCGCCACGCAGGCGCCGCUCUCCGGCACGGCGGCGGACUUCUGGCUGAUGGUGUUUGAGCAGAAGGUGUCGCUGAUAGUCAUGCUGGUUUCAGAGCAGGAGCUGGAUAAGGGAAAGGUCGUGCGCUACUUCCCGACGGAGCGCGGCCAGCAGGUCGCCCAGGGGCCGAUCACGCUCAGCCUCACCACGCAGAAGAUGACGCCGACGCACGUGGAGCGCAUGAUCAGCCUGCAGUACCGCGACCAGAGCCUGAAGCGCACCGUCGUCCACCUGCAGUUCACCUCGUGGCCGGAGCUGGGUCUUCCUGACAGCAAGAGCAACCUGCUGCGAUUCAUCCAGGAGGUUCAUGGACACUACCUCCACCAGCGGCCCUUACACACACCUGUCGUGGUGCACUGCAGCUCGGGCGUGGGACGCACCGGCGUCUUCUGCCUGCUGUACGCCGCGCUGCAGGAGCUGGAGGCGGGAAACGGGAUCCCGGACCUUCCCCUGCUGGUGAAGAAGAUGAGACAACAGAGGAAGAACAUGCUGCAGGAGAAGCUCCACCUGAAGUUCUGCUAUGAGGCCGUGUUGAAGCACGCUGAGCAGGUCCUCCAGAGACACGGCAUCACCACGGCAACCUGCAGCAGGAACACCAGCUCUGCAGCCUCAAAGCCUUACUCGAGACAGGAGUCUCAGCAGGACAUCGUCCUCGGCGGGGACAUGCCCAUCAGCUCCAUCCAAGCCACCAUCGCCAAGCUCAGCAUCCGGCCCCCCAGCGCCACAGACCCCGCCAUGGAGGCCCCGUGCGGCCUCGAGGGCCAGGUCGGCGCCAUCCCGCCCGGCCUCGACUCCCUGGCCGACGUCCAGGCGCCCCAGGACCGCUUUCCCCCCACGUACCCCCGACCGCCCUCCUCCUUCAGCCCGCCUCUCGUCUCUCCGACCAACUCUCCGCCGCCGCCGCCUAACGGCCUCGACGGCGCCUCCCCGUCCACGCCCGGCUCCAGCCCGCCUCCGGCCCCCUCGGCGCCGGCUCCUUCGUCCCUGGAGCUGCUGGCCGCGCUGACGCCUGAGGCCUUCUCCAUGGAGGGAGGGGGCAAGGGCCGGCAGCGGGUGACCAAGCAGAGCUUCCUGGCGCCGACGGAGGGCCGGGGCCUCCACGGGACACGAGGAGAGGAAGGCGGCGGCAAUGACGACGACCCGCUCAGCAGCCUGGACCCGCUCUGGAGCCUCGGCAAGCGCUGAGCCCUCACUUCACCCCCCAGGCGUCCGAGAAGCCCCGUAGCGCUUUCUAAUCCUGCUCUUAACAAGAAAAACCCCCGCUGAGGCCCGACAUUGUGAGACAUUUUAGCCGUGUUGAUUACCAAGACGUGCCUGGUGGCAGACGGUAGGGGUUCAGAUUUGAGGGUUGCUUUAGGGAG